This is a messenger RNA of Archocentrus centrarchus (flier cichlid), 2482 nucleotides long. RefSeq names its product transmembrane prolyl 4-hydroxylase-like. Lineage: Eukaryota; Metazoa; Chordata; Actinopteri; Cichliformes; Cichlidae. Gene Ontology annotation, cellular component: endoplasmic reticulum. Gene Ontology annotation, molecular function: procollagen-proline 4-dioxygenase activity; L-ascorbic acid binding; iron ion binding. The coding region runs from base 51 to 1562 and encodes 503 amino acids. The transcript is spliced from 9 exons. Gene Ontology annotation, biological process: peptidyl-proline hydroxylation to 4-hydroxy-L-proline. The record is from RefSeq and is a predicted model, not a curated record.
UCCUAGCUUUCAGUUUAAAUAGAUUUGAAGUUGCAAGGUGCAAAAAAAAAAUGGAAGCCGCUCAGGAAUAUUUGAAAGAGCAGGACGAAUUUAACGACAGCAACAACCCGUCAUCUCCACCUUACAAUUCCCCGUUUCGUUCCACUCGUCUGCACAUUCAGAGGAGUAAUGUCUGCUCUCGCGCUUAUUUCGUCGUGGUCAUGGUCUUCUUUCAUGUUUACAUCCUAAAUGUUAUCGCUCUACUGCUCUACGUGCACUACAACAACGGGCCCGGGGAUCUAGUGAGUGGAGAGGGAGGGUCCUCAGCUGCAGACACCGAUAAUGGAAACAGUUUACCCCAUCCUGCCCCGUCAUCCAGAGAGAUUCAUGCGGAGGAUUACAGUCAGAGUUUCAGUCUCCCUCGCAUUGAGGGGAUACGGGUUGGACAUGUUCAGAGGGUGUCCCUUGUCCCAGACAAAACACAUGAAAUGAAGACGCUCAGCCUAAAACCUUUGCUGUUUGAGAUCCCUGGCUUCCUGUCUGAGGAGGAGUGCCGUGUGGUGGUGCAGCUGGCUCAACUCAAGGGCCUGAUGGACAGCCAGGCGACAGCAUCCAGCCAGGGACAAGAGGAGUCAAACCAGCCACUGCUUUCUCUCAGCACAGAAGAGGUCUUCAGUCUAUUGGACUUGAACCAAGACGGGCUUCUUCAGAAGCACGAGAUUGUGAGUCAUUCACAUUCUCAAGAUGGAACUUGGUUGAGCCCCGACAAUCUACGGCAGAUACUGACUGGACUGGAAUCCUGCCCAACAGGGAUGCUGACACUGGGGGAUUUUAGGCAUGUUUAUGAUGUGUCCCAGCAUCCAGGACAAGAGAAAGAUGGGAAGCUUCAUAGUCGGUUUAGACAGAGAAGCAAGCACACCUGGCUUUACCAAGGCCCAGGAUCUCACCAUGUGCUGCGCAUGCUCAGGAACAGAGUUACCAGUCUGACACGUCUGCCCUCUGCAUUGGUUGAACUGAGUGAACCACUGCAGGUCAUUCGCUAUGAACACGGGGACUUUACUAACGCCCACUAUGACAGCAGCACUUCCCACUCAGAGACUACUUGUGCACACACACAAUUGGCAGGAAACACAUCUGCUCUCACAGAGGUCCCUUGCCGGUAUCUUACCAUUUUAUUCUACCUCAGCUCUGUAGAGGAAGGUGGUGAAGCCACCUUUCCUGUGGCAGACAAUCGUACCUAUGAGGAGCAGGCACUUGUCCAGGAUGGAGUUGAUUUAACAGACACCCAGGAGACAUGUAGUAGAGGGAAUCUGAGAAUUAAAUCUACUGCUGGGACAGCUCUACUGUGGUACAACCAUCUCUCUGAUGGCAGAGGUUGGAUGGGUGAGUUAGAUGAGUAUUCCCUUCAUGGCGACUGUCCGGUCAGACGUGGGGUGAAGUGGGUGGCCAACAGCUGGGUAAAUGUGGACCCAGAUUACCAGCAGCAAGCCCGCUACCAGAGACUAGUUGCUCAAAGGCAUCAAGCUAAAUCAAGCAUGGAUUAUCAGUCUCUCUCACACAGCGACCUCCACCAGGAUCUAUAGCUGUCUGUUUUUAUUGACAAAAGUCAAUAAAAAUGGCUGUUGUGCAUCACUGGCUGUACAUCACUACAGCCAGUGAGGUCUGACAGAUUUUUUUCUUCCUUUUUCCCCACAUUGCCAGACGUUAGAGUCAGAUUGAAAAUGGCACAAAAAAUAGUAUUACAUGUCUCAUCUCUUCUCAUUUCAGUGAAUCUGUCUUGUACGUUUACUGAAUUUAGGGAUUUUAAUUUGCAGUUAUGGAGACUUCAUUGAUUUCUGCACAAGAUAUUUAGAAAGCAUAAUUAACAAGUACAAAUAAAUUUAAUAGAUAGAAUGCCAUGCUUUACACAUAUAGAGUAACAGGUAUGUUAUUUAUGGGCCCCAUGUGUGAAUGGGAAAAGAUGCAGUCGUGUUUAAGAGAUAAGACUGCUUACCUAUCUUCCUUUUAGGUUUACUAUGCUGCUCCUCUUGCAGGUCUGUUAUUAAUAUGGAAUUCAAGCCUUUUGUUACAAGCCAUAUCACUGUAUUUAUAAGUGAAUGUGUUCCCGAGAGAAACCUUUGUGAGAUCUUGUAUGUCUGUUUUGUUCAUCAGUUUUGCUUACAUUGGAAAUGAGCUUUCAUCAUGAUGUGUCAUUUAAUAAUUGCAGGAAUUAUUCUCCACUGUACAAAAUGAUCACUUGUCACGCUGGCUGUGCAAGGCAGUCCUUCAGGAGUAAUUUCAAUUAGAAUUCUAGCAUUUCAACUUGUGUGUUUUUAUUCUCACAACUCAAAUAUAUUUAAUUGUCUGAGACUAUUUAUUUCAAUGUUAUUUAUUGUCACCGUCUGGUGAUUUAAGUUAAAUGAAUGCAUAUUUAUAAAAGCUUGAUGUUGCACUGAAUCUGUUUCUGUGUUUUAUUGUAUUUGAUAUGUUAUUAAAUUCCGUGUAUUAAAGCAAUGGUAUAUAA